This is a messenger RNA of Manihot esculenta (cassava), 2083 nucleotides long. RefSeq names its product dof zinc finger protein DOF5.7. The record is from RefSeq and is a predicted model, not a curated record. The transcript has a single exon. Gene Ontology annotation, molecular function: DNA-binding transcription factor activity; DNA binding. Bases 196 to 1224 code for a protein of 342 amino acids. Gene Ontology annotation, biological process: regulation of DNA-templated transcription. NCBI's taxonomy places the organism in Eukaryota, Viridiplantae, Streptophyta, Magnoliopsida, Malpighiales, Euphorbiaceae.
AUAUAUAUAUAUAUAUAUAUAUAUAUAUAUAUUUCCAUUGCCCCAAACCCUCUCUUGAUGAAUAUCACAGGACCCCAUCAAGAUCCACUUCCACAUCUCUCUACCCCAUGCAUGAAAUCAUUCAAUUGAGUAUCUUUGCCUCUGCAAAAAGAAACUGAACAACCCCUAACCCAUUCUCUCUCUCUCUAUCUCUCGAUGAUGUCUUCGAGUACUCUUCAGGGAAAGCAAGCGGCCAAAGAAGAGAACCAAAGCUCCGGUAACCGGAAAACUGCAGCAUCAAGGCCACAAGAGCAAGCGUUGAAGUGUCCAAGAUGCGACUCACCCAACACAAAAUUUUGCUACUACAACAAUUAUAGUCUAACACAGCCCAGGCAUUUUUGCAAGACUUGUAGAAGGUACUGGACUAAAGGAGGAGCUCUACGCAACGUUCCCAUCGGCGGUGGCUGCAGGAAAAACAAGAAGAUGAAAUCAUCUUCGAGGCUUUCUGGUGACUCCAAGGAUUCUAGUGGGUCCUCAGAGAUCGGUGGAUUUAAGUUCUUUCAUGGUCUUUCUCCAGCCAUGGAUUUUAAUCUAGGUGGGUUAUCAUUUCCUAGGCUAAACCCUUCACCAAGUGGCCUUUAUAAUCAGUUCUCUGCAUUUGGGGAUAUUUCUGCCACCUCUGCAGCUGCUGCUAGUGUUACCAGUCCUUGCUUCAGCCUUGAUCCAUCUGGGAGUUCAGCUGGUUCACUGAUGGGAUUCAAUUAUCCACUUCCUUCAGUUGCAACUGGGUUUAGCGGUGCAAUUCAUCAGGAUGUGGGUGGUGGUUCGAUGAAUGUUCACACUAGUCUUGCAUCUUCAAUUGAGUCUUUGAGCUCUAUAAACCAAGAUUUGCACUGGAAGCUACAGCAGCAGAGAUUAGCUAUGCUUUUUGGGGGAGAAGAUCAGAAAGAUAGCGUUGUUUCUUCAGUUCCUAUCGAAAGCCAAGCACAGAAGCCUCAACCCAUUUUGUUUCAAAACCUUGAAAUUUCAAAACCCGAAAUAAGUGGUGUUGGUAAUUCAAGUAGAGAAGGUGGAAAUGGGGGUGGUGGUGAUACAGCAACAGAGUGGUUCUUUGGGAAUUCUGUCGGGCAAGUGACUCCAACUCCAGCCCAUAGUAACAGCAAUUGCAACGAUAACACAGCAGCUGGGAACUGGAAUGGGGUUCAAGCGUGGGGUGAUUUGCAUCAAUAUAAUGGUUUGCCCUAGACCAGAAGCAUCAUCACGAGGUAGACCCUUAAUGACAAGGGAAAAAAAUUAUAGACAAAUGAAAAUAUUAUCUAAAACCCAUUUUAGUUAUAUGUUUCUUCUUCUUAAUUGCUUUUGUUGGUUGCAGAUCAACUUGUAAAAGUUGGAGAAAAGGAGAAAGUAAUUUUUUGUUUUUGUAUUUUGUUUUAGUAAGAUGCUGAACAAUUAAAAUAGCUUUAGCUCUUGUUGUUGCUAUUGUUGAUGCUGAUGAAGAUUCUAUACAGUCCAUUAUCAUUAAUUAAGUUUUUUUUUUUUUUGUCGAACAUUAUUUAUGUUUAAUUUGCAUACUACCAUAAAGAUGCAGAAUUAUUACUGUUUAUGGCAGCAAUAAAAAGCUAGCAAGCUAUUUCCAGAUGAAAAAUGAAAAGCAGUGAGAAAAAAAUAUUAGCUUUGUCUCUUACUCUCUCUACAUCUCUCUCUGAAUCAAAGAAGAUAUGGAUUGUAUAUACAUGAUUUGGAUGAUAUUGGGAGAUGGAGAUAGCUUCUUUUUUUUUUCUUGAAGAGUUUGAUUCUCUCAAUCUUCUCAAUGUCUUUGGGAUCUGUGAAGGAUUUUGGACUGUUAUUAAACCGGACUUAAAGCCAACAUAUCCUUGAUUUGUUUUAUGUUGAGUCAUUGUCCAGAACUCUCACUGUCACAGUGUGUGUUAGCAUAUCUAUCUCUUUCGAUAUUAUCUCAGGGAACUGAGUCUCAGUCACAGGCUUCCCAGCUACUGAACAAGCAAUUUCAAUCUCUAAAACGCCAAAGUAUCAGUAGCUGGGAAACGUCUUCUCUGCUCUGCUUAGCCCCUCCCCAAGGCCUGCAACGUUAACCCUGAGUCCU